AAUUAAAUCAUUUUACACAUAACAAGACAAUAAAUCUUUUUAGUUAUUGGCAAUUUAAACAUUGAGUGAAUAUGACUUCUAAGUAAAAGUGUUUUAAGAACUAUUUUAUAUGUUUUUCUUUGAAGCUUGUAACAUAUUUAAGCAUUUGUGAUAUUUAAGCAUUUAUAAAUAAAUAAAUUUAAAAAAAAAAAAAGAGAAAGAGAAGAAAUAGGAAACGACGUCGUAGCUGAUCUGGCGGGAAUUGGAGUCCCCAGUCCCGCCCAAGCUGGGGUUGGGGUCUCUCACUGUUUGUAUUCUUCGGUUAUGUCACAAAUAAAAUUUCAUUUCUUUUUCUUCAUAGUUCAUUAUUCAUCAAAAACCCGCCAUUAACCUCAAGCACAAUGUUGGAGCUCCGUCUAGUUCAGGGGAGUCUUCUGAAGAAGGUUCUUGAAGCCUUGAAGGAUCUUGUCAACGACGCCAACUUCGACUGUUCCUCCUCUGGUUUCUCCCUCCAAGCAAUGGAUUCCAGUCACGUCGCUUUAGUUUCUCUUCUUCUCCGUUCUGAGUCUUUCGAGCACUAUCGCUGCGAUCGUACCAUGUCCAUGGGAAUGAACCUCAACAAUAUGGCUAAGAUGCUCCGUUGCGCUGGUAACGACGAUAUUGUUACUCUUAAGGCUGAUGAUGGUAGCGAUUCCGUCACCUUCAUGUUUGAAAAUCCUUCGCAAGAUAAGAUAGCUGAUUUUGAGAUGAAGCUGAUGGAUAUUGAUAGUGAGCAUCUUGGAAUUCCUGAUGCUGAAUACCAGUCUAUUGUUAAAAUGCCAGCGGUUGAGUUUGCCAGGAUUUGUAAGGAUCUUAGCUCCAUUGGCGAUACUGUUUUGAUCUCUGUGUCCAAGGAAGGAGUUCAAUUCUCAACUAGAGGCGAUAUCGGUACUGCAAACAUAGUUUGUAGACGAAAUACCACAGUUGACAAGCCUGAAGAAGCUGUAAUGAUAGAGAUGGAAGAGCCAGUUAGCUUAACCUUUGCGCUGAGGUACCUCAACUCUUUUACAAAGGCAACCCCUCUAGCAAACCAGGUGACUAUUAGCAUGUCUUCAGAUCUGCCUGUAGUGGUUGAAUACAGAAUUGAAGGCAUGGGUUAUAUAAGAUACUACUUGGCUCCUAAGAUCGAAGAAGAAGAUGAAGCUGCAACAAUUAGCAAACCAGAGACAGAGCCCAAACAUACAGCAAAGGCAAAACCCAAAGCAGAUUUGAAGCCAAAUUUUGAGCCUAACCCUGAAUCAGAGAUGAAGUCUGAAGAAGACGAAGGGUCUGUGAUUGAGAUCAAGGAUAAAGACAAGUCUGUAUUUGUAAUCAAUGAUGAAGUACAGAAUUCACCAGUCAAAAGCAAAGCACGAGAGGAAACCAAUACUCCCAAAGAACCGAAGAUUGAAACAAUGGAACUUGAGUGAUGAGUUUUCAUGAGAAGUCGAUUAGUAAAUAGGAAAUAUUAGCCACUUUUUAACUCCUGUUGGUUAGGAGUGAUUUUGUGAAUUGCAAGCAAGAAGCCAUGGCUAUAUAUGAUUGGAAUAUUUUGUAAGAAUCUUCAUUCAGAUAAUAUUUUGGAGUCGGGAUUCUCAAAUCCUGACCAUGGAAGGAGAAAUGACAAGUAAAUUUGUUCUCUU
This is a messenger RNA of Cucumis sativus (cucumber), 1640 nucleotides long. RefSeq names its product proliferating cell nuclear antigen. Gene Ontology annotation, cellular component: PCNA complex. The coding region runs from base 381 to 1427 and encodes 348 amino acids. The transcript has 4 exons. Gene Ontology annotation, biological process: regulation of DNA replication; translesion synthesis; leading strand elongation. Lineage: Eukaryota; Viridiplantae; Streptophyta; Magnoliopsida; Cucurbitales; Cucurbitaceae. The record is from RefSeq and is a predicted model, not a curated record. Gene Ontology annotation, molecular function: DNA polymerase processivity factor activity; DNA binding.